AUGAGCAAAUCUCUCCCCACCGGAAAGCCCAAAACGGCUUCAAUAUUCAAAGCCCCCGAAACUCCCGCACCCGCAAAUCCAAUUCCGUCCUCCUCCCCCGCCUUUGGCACGCCGGCGCAUACCAUAAGACCUUUCAAUCCACCUGCAGUCGCCCCGAAAGCGAGCAUUCUCCCCGUCCUCCUGCCUCCCGUGACACUAAGACCGCUUGCUUUUCGAACGUUUACUAAGAAACAUAGUUUGACUCUUACGUCGUCGGCUUUGCAGGUUAUUGCGACGUUUAUUGGGAGGCAUUGUGGGACAGGAUGGAGGGAAGAGGGCUUGGCUGAGAAGGUGUUGGAGGAGGUCGCUAAAAGUUGGAAGGCGAGGAGUGGCGGUGUAAUUGUGGAUGGGGAGAAGGGGGCAUUGAAGGAUAUCUUGAAGAAUUUAGAAGGGAGUAUGGUGGGUGGGAGGAUUGUGGUUGCGAGAGAACUGAGUCGGCAGAAUAGUCUUGUUCUUGGGUCUUCACAAUCUGGCGAAGUUUCUCAUACAAGGUUAGGUCUACGGCCUAUUUCUCUGGUAAGAGAGGAUAGUCAAUCGAGUUUUGGAAUAUCGGGCUUGGGGGUUGAGGAAGACGAGGAGGAAGAUGAGAACCGGGAUCCUAGAAAGUGGCUCAAAGUUAUAGAUGCCUUUGAACAGCCACGACUGAUCUAUAAUGUGGGAAAGAAACAUUUUGAUAAGUAUAUGAUCACUUUCAAAAAUAUCACAAAAACUCCUCUAAUGCAUUUCAGGGACACAUCAAAACCAUCACUUCUCCCACCGGCGUCACAUAAAACGCAAGUUUUCCGGAAUAGAUACAACCUAAUACACCAACGCCUUUUAAGAAAUGAAUCCUUCCAAGCUCCAACUUUUGAAACAGGCAAAGCCUCACUUCGACGUUCCUCGUCAAAUAUAGCUCAGCAAUCUUACAAACUCACGCCAAUUGCAAAUCUUCUGGGGCGUAAUGGAAGUACCCACAUGCUUUUAGGUCUUCUCACUAUAACACCUACCGGCACACUAGCAAUAAACGACUUGACCGGAAGCAUUGCCCUUGAUCUUACACACGCCAAACCACUACCAGAAGAUGGUGCCUGGUUUGCUCCAGGAAUGAUAGUAAUAGUCGACGGGACAUACGAAGAAGACGACAAUAACGCUGGUGGACUCGGUGGAAGCGGCGGUAUUGGCGGUACAAUCGGAGGGAAAUUUAUUGGAUUUUUUAUCGGUGGUCCACCCUGUGAGAGAAGGCAAACAACCCUCGGUCUCAGUGGAAAAAACGGAGAUGGAGACAUCACUGCUGGAGGAGGAUUCGGCUGGGUGGACUUCUUAGGCUUAGGAAGCGAACGAGCAGUCGGUUCAAAGAUGCGCAAAAUCUCACAACGCCUUCUCAAGCCCCCCUCCGAAGAAGAAGACGAGAGUGAAGGCAGAGGAAGAAUAAUCAUCAUCGGCGAAGUAACACUCGAUAAACCCGCCACUCUCCAAGCCCUCAAAAAACUCCUCGCUCUCUACGCUGCAGAAACAGAGGAAAACACACCCAUGACCUUUAUCCUCCUGGGAAACUUCGUCACACACCCCAUCAUGGCCCGCGGUGGAAGUGGGGGUAGUAUAGAAUACAAAGAAUACUUUGAUACCCUUGCCCUCACACUUGCCGAGUAUCCCACGCUCCUCCAAGCCUCAACUUUCAUCUUCGUCCCCGGCGACAACGACGGCUGGAACUCAUCCUUCUCCGCCGGCGCCGCGACGACACUUCCCCGUCCUGGCGUCCCAGAAGUCUUCACCUCGCGCAUAAAACGGGCGUUCGCGAGCGCAAACGCAGAAUUAGAGAAAGAGCGUGGGACAAAAGGGGAUGGAGAAGCGAUCUGGACGAGUAACCCGACGAGAGUUUUAUUAUUUGGACCCAAUCAUGAGAUCCUGGUGUUUAGAGACAACAUGACGAGCCGACUCCGCCGUACAGCCAUCCGCUUCUCAUCCUCAACUCCCACCGUCGAAGAUGACCACGACAUCCAAAUGUCCAACACACCCCCUCCCCCCUCCUCCCCACCACAACAAACAUCCCCCCAACCAGAGGAAGAGCCCUCCUCCCCCAUCUCAGCACCUCAACCAGCCUCCGAAUCCACUCUCCACGCCGCCCGCAAACUCACAAAAACCAUCCUCGACCAAGGGAACUUAUCACCCUUCCCCCUCUCCAUCCGUCCCGUGCUAUGGGACUACACCUCCCCCCUGCAGAUAUACCCGCUUCCCACCGCGAUGGUGCUGGCAGACACGGAUACAGAUGCGUUCUGUGUUACGUACGAGGGGUGUCAUGUUAUGAAUCCCGGGUGUGUGGUUGCGCCUGGGAGAAGGGGGGUUGCGAGGUGGGUGGAGUAUGGGGUUGUGAAGGGGACGGGGAGGGUGAGGGAGUGUUUGUUCUAG
This is a messenger RNA of Hymenoscyphus albidus, 2424 nucleotides long. NCBI's taxonomy places the organism in Eukaryota, Fungi, Ascomycota, Leotiomycetes, Helotiales, Helotiaceae. The record is from the annotation of a GenBank genome assembly.